Molecule: messenger RNA, 4287 nt
Organism: Camarhynchus parvulus
Lineage: Eukaryota; Metazoa; Chordata; Aves; Passeriformes; Thraupidae
Product: wiskott-Aldrich syndrome protein family member 3-like
Exons: 9
Coding region: 57-1565 (502 amino acids)
Biological process (GO): positive regulation of Arp2/3 complex-mediated actin nucleation; actin cytoskeleton organization
Cellular component (GO): SCAR complex; lamellipodium; cytoskeleton
Molecular function (GO): protein kinase A regulatory subunit binding; Arp2/3 complex binding; actin binding
Source: RefSeq, a predicted model, not a curated record
CCGAGACACAGCCGGCCCCCGAGCCAGCCCGGCGGAGGAGAGGCUGAGGGCUCGCCAUGCCGCUGGUGAAGAGGAACAUCGAGCCCCGGCACCUGUGCCGGGGGGCCCUGCCCGAUGGUGUGACCAGCGAGCUGGAAUGUGUCACCAACAGCACCCUGGCUGCCAUCAUCAAACAGCUGGGCAGCCUCAGCAGGCACGCAGAGGACAUCUUUGGAGAGCUGUUCAAUGAAGCCAACAGCUUCUACAUGAGGAUGAACUCACUGCAGGAGAGGGUGGACCUGCUGGUCAUCAAGGUGACACAGCUGGACUCCACCGUGGAGGAAGUUUCGCUGCAGGACAUCAACAUGAGGAAAGCCUUCAAGAGCUCCACGGUGCAGAACCAGCAGGUGGUGUCCCGCAACUCCAUCCCCAACCCGGUGAUGGAGAUGUACCAGCGCUGCGACAAACCCCCGCCCCUCAACAUCCUCACACCCUACAGGGAUGACAAGAAGGACGGCCUCAAAUUCUACACUGACCCCUCCUACUUCUUCAACUUAUGGAAGGAGAAGAUGCUGCAGGCGACAGAGGACAAGAGGAAGGAGAAGCGCAGGCAGAAGGAGCAGCGGCUGGUGGAGGACUCCACCCGGGAGGUGAAGAAAGUGAGGAAAGCCCGCAACCGGCGCCUGGAGUGGAACAUGAUGGCGUAUGAUAAAGAGUUCCGGCCGGAUAACAGGUUCUCACCAUCCCCCUAUCACAUGGCAUCAUCGGAAGGAUCACUGUCCCCAGAUAAUAGGUCCUACGCGUCGGACGCUGCCGACCACUCGUACCCGGCCAGCCCCAACCACCCAGCCCAGCUGCUGGCCCCCGCUGCCCACCUGGCCCCGGCGGAGCACAAGGAGGGGCUGGCAGCCCCCAACCCCCCGGAGCACGGGUUCCGGCCCGCGGGCAGCCGGCAGAACAGCCUGACCCGCCUGCAGCAGCCCCACGCGCCGCCGCCCCCCGAGGCCGUGCUCAACGGGCCCAGACCACACCUAGUCAAGGAUUACGGGCCGCAGCCGGUGCCCAUGGCCGAGUACUUCGUGCCGCCGGCCCCGCCGCCGCCGCCGCCUGUGAUCCCUUCGGCCCAGACCGCCUUCGACAGCCCCAUCUCGGCUCCCCCCGCGCUGGCCCCCGGCUCGGCCGCAGCCCCCAACUACGCCCCGUCGCCGCCCCCCGCGCCCCCCGGGCCCUACUCGGCCUCCCCGCCUCAGAGCGGGCCCAUGGCCCCCCCGGUGGCGCCGCCGCCGCCGCCGCCCGGGCCCCCGGCCGUGUCGGCCUCGCCCGCGCACUCCGCAUCGCCGCCCGCGCCCGCCGAGCCCCGCAAGCCGCAGGUGCCGCUGAUGCCCAUGAGCGACGCCCGGAGCGACCUGCUGGCUGCCAUCCGCAGGGGAAUCCAACUCCGGAAGGUGCAGGAGCAGUGGGAACAAGAGGCCAAGAAAGAGCCCGUGGGCAAUGACGUGGCCACCAUCCUGUCGCGCCGCAUCGCCGUGGAGUACAGCGAGUCCGACGAUGACUCGGAGCUGGACGAUAACGAGUGGUCGGACUGAGGGCCCCGGCUGGGCGGGCUCGGGCUCCUGCUCCCCUCCAGGUGUGUAUGGGCACCUUCCCCAGGGGGCUCCUGCUCCCCUCCAGGUGUGUAUGGGCACCUUCCCCAGCGUCGCUGCCCCGGUCAGGAGCUUUGCUUUUACACUAUGUCCAAAACCCUUCGGGCAGCAGCAGCAGCAGCACUGGUAGGAUACACCUCGGAGGCAGUGAGAGUAGAAAUUAGCAGCACCUUCACAGUUAAUGACUUCCAAAAUUCUCUGAAGGCAGGUUAAUAGGAUUACUCCAAAUUUACACCUGGAGCAAGAGCGGAGACUGGCCCUGGGUGUGCUUUGUGAGAGGAGGGAGCCCCAGAGGCAGCAGUGCUUUUCCAGCUAAAUGUUAAUUGUGAUAACGAGAAGCUCCUGGAGAAGAAGCCUUGUUUGCACAGCUGAUGCCACCACGGGAGCUCAGGGGUGGCCUUGUGGGCUUGGGGACACUGCUGCUGGUGGUUUUGGGGUCAGCCAGCUCCAAAGGCUGGGUGUGGGCAGGAGCCUCCUUCCCUACAGAGCAAUGCACCACGUUUAGUAGCAGUUACACCCUUGUGUUGUUGCUCCCUGGAAAAUCAUGGAAUGCUUUGGGUUGGAAGGCACCUUUAGAGCCCAUCUAGUCCAACCAGAACUGGGACACCCUCCACUAGACCAGGUGGCAUGAGCAGCCCAAGGUGUUGGUGACCUCAGCCUGUAUCCACCCUCAGAGCUGGUUUAGGAGCAAAGGGGGAAGGCAAGGCUGGAGUGGCGGGCAGGGAGAUUCAGCCUUGUCUGGGCUUGUCCUGCCUUUUCCAGCAGGAGUAGAGGUGUCCAGGGAGCUCCCCCAAGCCGAGUUCCCCUUGGCCUUAGCAUGACACCAUUUCAGUGUGAUUUGGGAAAAAGUGAAUCACACAAUCUGCUGCUUUCAGGUAAACUCUCAGCUUGCACUUUGCAGCCCUACACACUGUGCCUGUACAAUUGGGAUCAGCUCAGAGCCAGGCACUGAUUCCCCCUACCUGAUCCUGCUCCUUCCCCUGUCCCACGUUUGGACACUGAUGGAGGAGCUGGGUGACCAGCCCCUGUUUCAGCACUGAAAACACCUGUUUUCCCAUCAAAACAGAGCCUGACCCAUGGAAAAUUUUCACAGAGCUACAAAGGGAGGAGGCACAGAGGAAGGCAGAGCAAAGGGGUGGGAAAUACUGGAAAUACCACAGGCAGGUGUGAAGACCUGCAGAGAGCUGGGAGAGGUUCCCCACCUGUGGCAAACGGGCCAGGACCAGCUGUGGAUUGGCCAGUGUGAUGUCCCCAGACCCUCUCUUGUGAUCUCCUAUACCACAAAUCCCUCAACAGGGAAAGCUGAGCUUUGUGCCAGUUCCUGCCUCUCCCAGCAGCCCUGCAGGUGAUGGCUGCUUCAGCAGGAUUUUUGCUAUGUAGGAGCAGCCAGACCUGCAAAAGAGGUGGGAGGAUAUGGCUGAGUCCCAAAUGCUGAUGGUUAAAUUCACAAAAUCCUAGAAUGGUUUGGGAUAAAAGGGACCUUAAAGACAUCUCAUUCCACCUCCCUGCCAAGGGCACCUUCCACUAGAGCAGGUUGCUGAUUUCCUGGGAAAUGAUGGUGUUGGGCAAUGUCCCAAACAUCUGCUCAUUUGCCCCCAGUGACAAACCCCGCAUGGCCAGGUGUGGUGAAAUGCCCCCAGGAGCUCUCCCUUCUCCUGAGUGGCACAAAAUGGUCUCUUGUCCCUUGCAUGUGACACCUGCCACACCUCCACACCCAGUCUGGGAGCUGCUGAGUGGGCUUGAGCAGGAUUGCAGAAGGGAUUUGGGAUGUGGGAGAGGGCAAGGCAAGAAGCAGCAGGACACAGGGAAUAACUCAUCUGCAGAACCCAAGGAGCAGGAGUGACCAGAGGGCCAGGGAGACACCGUGCCCUGCAGGUGGCCAGGAAAUUCCUGGUGCACACUGAGAGCUCUUGGUUCUGGUGUUGACCCUCUGAGGUGCAGGGAAAUGGCUGCAAGAGCUUUUUGCAGAGCUCCUGCAAUGCCCAGGAGCUGUUUUCCUUGGGAAGGCAGCUGGGGUUUGGCUGGAGCAGGCUCAGAAGGAGGCAGUGUAAAAAUUCAGGGCAACAUUUAAAGUGGAGUUUCUGGUGGAGAGUUAUUAACGUAGAUACAAUCACAAAACUGUGUGAAAGCAAAGAGAAAUUUGGUUUAUUUAGGUAAUUUAGGAAGACCUUGUGAGAGAAAGAGAAAACAGCAGGGGCUGGUGGAGCUGUUCUUACCUGUUCCAGAGGUGGAGGGGCUGCAGAGCCACUGUGGGGACCCAGCAGAGCUGAGGAGCCCCAGUGGGCCUGGGAGGGGGCUCAGGGACACAGGGCACUCAUCCCUGGGCUCUGUGACUGUCCCAGACUGCAAAGCUGAGCCAGUCCUGGUCUCUGGUACUUUCAGGGUCCCCAGGAUGAAGGAGGAAUUGAGAAUCUGGCUCCAUGUUCUUACAAGGCGAAUUUAUUAUUUUAUGUACUUAUAUUAAAGAAUGCUAUACUAAGCUAUACUAAAGAACAGAGAAAGGACACAGACAGAAGGUUUAACAAGAUACUACUGAAAAACUCAUGACCUCUUCCAGAGGCCCAGCACAGCUGGACUGUGAUUGGUCGUGAAGUAAAAACAAUUCACAUGUUGGAUAAACAAUCUCCAACCACAUUCCGAAGCAGCAAAACACAGGAGAAGCAAU